Molecule: messenger RNA, 2247 nt
Organism: Penaeus vannamei (Pacific white shrimp)
Lineage: Eukaryota; Metazoa; Arthropoda; Malacostraca; Decapoda; Penaeidae
Product: reticulophagy regulator 3
Biological process (GO): reticulophagy
Cellular component (GO): membrane
Source: RefSeq, a predicted model, not a curated record
UGAUCUGCGCAGCUCAGUGUGUGUCUGCGAGUGUAAAGAGUUAGUCAUGGCCUCUUGGAGGAACGCCCUGUUAAGGCUGUGGCCGUUUAGGAGUGAGAACACUGACAGUUCUUCCUCGCAGUGGGGCAGGAAGACGGAGACGAGGAAGAUAGCAAGGGCUCUAGGGCCAUGGGAAGCUUAUAUGGUGACUGUGCAGUCCAUUCUGAUCUGGGAGAGUCCUGGGACGAGCGCCCUGGCUGUGGUGGGAGUGAACGUUCUCUUCUGGUUGGUGGUGUGGAGCGAGCUGCGCGUGUACUUCGUGGCGAGCGUGGCGGCGCUGGCGGUGUUCCUGCACCAGCAGUGGGUGCACACCAUCUGGCCCGAGAUCCGUGUGCCCAAACCCGAGCCCGACGACACCGAAGACUGGACUCCCGUGCAUCCGAGUGUGUUGUCGGUCCCCGAGAUCAGUCAGUACGUGGAAGGUGCUUGGCGAUGCAUUUGCGACAACUACACGUGGCUGCUGCACCUGCGCCGCGUCCAGCCCGCCUUGUUUUGUGCAAUAGUGUCUACGGUGCUGAGCGUGGGUGCUGUGGUGGGCCACUUGGUGCCUGGUGCUGUGCUGGUGUACAUCCUGCUCAUGCUGGUGAUGACGGGCCCGGGGAUCCUGCUCCACGUGCUGCCCGACUCCUUCUACGAGCGCCUGGCCAAGAUGAGGGCGGCGCUCCGGGGGGAGGACUCGGAAAUGGAGAUCUCCAACGUGUCUCUGGACAGCGACCUGACGGAGUUCAUGCCGGAGCUCCAGUCCGCCGAGGCCCAGGCAGCCCUGGACGUGCCCCUCAUGAGCCAAGAUCCUCCGGAGGUGGAGCAGAUGGUUGAGGACGCCUACCUGCAGGAGGAGUCGGAGAGGAGCACGAGGAAGAGGACCAAAAAUACUGGCGGAGGCGAGAGAAGCGAAGGGGCCCCUGCCGCUCAGGGCCUGACCUUGCCCUUGAGCACGGAAGAUGGAAUCAGCUCUACAUUUUUCACAAGUGGAUUGCCUGAGGAUUUCCCAUCCUAUGACCAUGACAGUGUUGAGGAUCUUGAUGGUCCUGAUAUAGAGCUUCCAGACCUCCCCAAAGUAGUAAGGGAGCCUGUCCCAGAAAGGCAGGGUGCAGGAGGGGAUAGAUAUCAAAUGGAGUUUGUCUCCUCACACUUUGGUGAUAGCAGUGAGGAGGAGGAUGCCUUUUUAGAAGGAUUAACCUUUGAAGAAAGGGUCCAGGCAAGGCCAGAGCCCCGGGCACAGCCCCACAUCCCUAGUCAAACAAAUACUUCGCCGCCUAUGGAUCCCAUAGGCCAAUUAAUGACUAGCGUUAUAGCUCAAAAUGCAGGCAAUGUUUUAUCUGCUCUUGGACAGAAUUUAAUGACAUCUGUGAUAGGGCAAGCAGCAGCACAGGCCCAGCCAUCACCCCAAAUGAGCCAGCAGCCGAGACGAACGGCAGCAGAGCCUACUGCAAGAAUGACAAGGUCACAAGACCGUCAACAGCAAUCGGUGACAGAUCUAGAAGAAGACUUUGAACUUAUUUCUGAUGAAGAGUUCCAGUGAUUUAGUGCGCUGUGAACAGGCAUGUGUAGCUGAGGAAAAAUAUGUCAUAAUACUAGAGCAACAAUAUUUUGGAGCAACUACUCUCUUAGAAACAUUCUUUUGAAGAAAAAUCCUUUAGUUAUGAUAAAGCUAUUUUUUCUUAUAUUAAUGCACCGAUAGUAUGAAAUUUUUCAUAUCAAAGUGAUGGUGGCCUUAAUAAUGAUAUCUCAAGGAGUACCAUUCUUACAGUAAAAGUGUUUCUUGCUGUAAUGUUUUUACUUAAUUACAAAGUACAGCUAGGAAAGAACUAGAAGUUACCCUCCAUUUUAUUUCUUUAUCUCCCUUCUUUUUAUCGCUAUUGGUACUCAGGGGAAGACCGUGCUGAACCAACUUUGCUUGAGAGGUUGAACAUUCUACCGAAGUGGCCAACCACAGUAGUUGUUACUUUUUGAUCUUUUUAGAUCUCAUUCCUAAAGAGUAACUUUCCUGUCCUUUGUCAGCAUACUCCCUUGGAAUGGCUGUUGGUGUGUACAAAUACAAAUCAUUCAGCUGUCCUGUUUAACAGUUUCCGAAAUUCACUGAAAAGACAAUCUUUUAUGAAUAUGAGAAUAGGCACACACACACACACACAUGUACGUGCACACAGUCACGCACAUGCAGACAUGCCCACACAUACAUACACAUGCAGGCAUGGACACGCAGACACG